AUGUCUGAAAAAAAGAAUAUACAAUUCUCUUCAUUCUAUUUAAAAAACCAUGAUCAACAAAAUAACGACAAGUCUUUUGUCACGAAUUCAUGUCAGUUUGAUGGCAAUACGUCGAGCUACGUUGUUGAAGUUGCGGACGAAAAUGGUACUGCGAUUCAAGAUGGAGACGUAUCCGGAAGUUCUAUCGGUCACCAAGAAAACGAAUCAAAACUAGAAGACAUAGAGAUCGAAUCUAAUUACGAAUCUGAGCAAGUGCUAGAUCUCUGUGAAAUUAUUCCCGGACUUUAUCGCUUAUUAGAUUUGUGCAAAGAUGAAGGAUCAAAUGGCCUUGUGGAUAAAAUUAUAAUUUCACAACAACACGUGGAACGUCUUUGUCAUGAACUGGUGCCAAAUAGUUUCAAAUCAAUUUCCAAAAUCGACUAUAAAAAAUUGAACUCUAAGCGUGUUCGUCUCGUCGGAUGCUAUGGUCGUAAUGAAAUGAUUGCGAACUUUUUAUUAAGAAAGAAUAUUAUUGAUCAAACAACUUACGGAUGGUUGAUAGCAUCGGUAAGUUCAAAAAAUGCUCACGGGGUCAAUUCAAUAAAUAUCGCUUUGAGACCUGGCAUAUAUCUUCUUAAAUUGCCUUCGGUUGAAGCUAAUGCGAGCAAUUUCGAACACCAAUUCUUGGUAAUACACUGGAGCGAGGAUGGUUGUUAUGAAGAUUCUGCUUCCUCGUAUCAUAAAAAGAAUCUUUCUAAUAUUCAUAGAUACCUUACAAAACUUACCGAAAAUCAAAUAUGCGUAAUGAGUGAAACGGACUUGGACAAUAUUAACUGGCAAGAAGACGAUUGUGAUGAAAACGACAUAUGCUAUGACUUUGAGGUAAAAAAAAGUCAGGAGCAAAAAGAAAAUUUCGAGCUUUAUCCUGGAUUUGAGAUUCAUAUUCCAAAGAUCAGCACACAAAGAAAUAGUUUGACUAACGGAGGCAUUCCUUCACCUCCUUUGAUCGUUGAAUCAGUUUCAAAUCAAACAUUGCUUACUCGUGAAUUCUUUCCCACGAGUAAAGAGACUAAAGAAGACAACAAAAGAUUUGACUCUAUUGAAAAGCUUCGAGAAUAUUUUAAGAUGAAACUUGAAACACAAAAAUGCGCACUUCACUUAAAUCGUCAAGCGUUGAAAAUGGAAAAUCUAGAGAUUAUUGUCAAAGACUGCUUAAACAUGCCCGAACUCUUUGUACCGUAUAAUGAUGCUAUGAAAGCGUUGAACAUAGAAAAAUCCAAAGAAAUAGCUGAAGCAAAAGAACCGAUUAAGAAAAAGGCUGAUAUUAUGGAGAAAAUAGCUUGGCAGCUUUUACACGAUUCGUAUAGCCGGUUUGAAGAAAGGAUAACAGGUGUGAAUCCAGGUCUUAAUCCAAACCAGACAGUGGAACCGGUUGAUGAUGCGAAAUUACGAGAUGAAUAUCCACAUAUAUGUAGUGAAAUUCAAGCAGCUGUAAAACGUAUCAACAAUGUUUCAUGGCAAGGGAUCAAAAAGAGAUAUAUUUUUGCAAGGUUAUGCACCAUUUACAACCAAACUUCAUUAAACAGUAAAGGGUUCACACUUUUGGAUAUUUUUUUCGAUGAAACUAAAGAUCUUCAUUCACUUAUAAAAAAAUUAAUACAAACCGGAAAAGAAGGAAAAGUCAAGAAAGUUAUUAAUUUCAUCAUUGGUGGUAAAAUAAAAAAGAGCGCUUACGAAAUAUUUAUAAGCCUCGAUGAACAAGAAAAGUUGAUUUCUGAUGACGUCUUUACCAGACAACUUAUUGAAGAUAACGUUGAUAUGCGUAUAUUAUUAGAAUUCUUCAAAAAAUAUGAGAGUUGGCGAAAGAAUAUAUUCUCCAGCAUAGUAAAGACUAUUUCGCAAAAAAUUUUGAGUCAUGACUAUAUUUCGACUCGUAUUACACCCAUCGAGGAUAAAUUCCGUCUGAAGGAGUGUGAUAUCCAAUCCGAAAAUGUGAAAAGAAUUUGCACUGAAACUGAGUCGAAAUAUCCCAACGGCGCACUUUUUUUAGUUUUAGGAUUAGAAAAACAACAAGGUGGUUUAAGUUUGAAUAAACUUUAUAAGAAAUUCUCAUGGCUUAUUUUCUUUUAUUUUCAAGGAAAUUGGCGGCAUGCACCUUAUAAACUAUUACGUAAAAUUGAAACAACUCGUCCAGAACGAUUACGAAUUACGCUUUUUCAAACUCAAUUGAGCGAGCAAGAUACGUUAGAACUUGAAAGAAAUGCGUUUCACAUACCUAAACCGAUUCUGUACACGCACGGAAAAAAUGUUUUAAUCAUUGAUCCGGAGAUCUUUGAAUUCAGGCAUAUCGCACAAUUGGGAAAAAGAUUUCUAGUAUUUCUAUGGAAUAAAAACCUCAAAAGGCUAGAAAUAUAUUUUAAUACCAUUGAUCGUUUAACAGAAACAAUAUCCCACCAAAACGCAAUCAAAAAAAUUAAUCCGGGCGAACAUUUUAUGAUUGCGGUUAACGAGCCGAAAGGAUUGAUAGGAAUUUAUAGUGCUGAAAAAGGCGUGUUAAAUACAUAUAGCUUUGAGCAAGGUCAGACCAAUUUGCAUCUUUAUUAUCGCAAUAUUCAACUCUUGCCAUGGUAUAACGAUGCGGUGCCAGAUAUCUCGCAUUUCUUUUUCAUAAAAAACACUGAGGAUAUAUGCUUUGUUGAAAGAGACGGUCGUGCCCGUAUUUACAAUUUAGUAAAUGAUAGCUUUCUUCCAGGGAUCAUACACAUCCCGCCUGAUGCUAUCAAUGUUCGUAGUACCCCUGAUGGCACAUGCAUCGUAGCUUUUGUUAAAGAAGAAGAAAUAAACGAUGAACUAAAAAUUACAAUAUCAAGGCAACUAGGUAGAAACUUUGAGAGCAAGGAUGAGAAGAAAGUUCGAUGUUACGUGUAUUUUUGCGGAAACUUUAGCCAACGUGCCAGUAAAAUUGUCGAUGUUCCUUUCACUAAAUCUCCUGAAAUAUUUCAAUUUUCCAUGUUUGAAAAUCGUCAAAUGCAUUUGACUACAAUUGAUCAAGAAAAAGGCAUUUUUAAUUCAGCCAUAGUAAAAAUUACUCACGCAAAAACGCAAUAUUGCUUCGAAAGACAACAAAAAUCUCCCAAUAAAGUUAAAGUGGAAAGUCGACAGCCAUUCGUUGUUGUUGGAAAUGAGACCUACUUUACUCGUGGUAUCCAUGUAGGGGAUUUAAUAGUGAUUGAAAAUGAAAAACAGCAAAUAAUCGAAAUUAUAAACAAUACUGCAUUAAGAGUUUCCAGUCAAUUUGUUCACAUCGAAUUUGGAGUUUGGAAAAAAUUUAGCAUUGAGACACGAACGGUCAAUGGACUUCUCGAUGUUUACUCAAUGGUAUUCACAAAAUACGCGGUGACAAGUUCAAUCGGUCGCGUAGACAAUAAUCCAUUGUCACUUACAGUUGUAUUUGAAAGAGAAACGAAGAAGCCACUCGGCCAUUUGGAAAAGUUUAAUAUCAGAUUUGCAACUUUUCAAGACCUUCACGUUAAGAAUAAUUCUAAUAUUUAUGAACUUGGCGAAUGGAUGAUCGAUUUCUUUUGCUUAAUUCCGUUACAAAUUGCUGUAACCCGUGAUAAUAAAUUUAUUCCUCUUCAGGAUGGUCUUUUUUCUUCUGAUAUAGAAAAACCAUCAGUAGAAGAAGGCAUUGGGUUUAUCGGAAGUGUCAGUAAAGCUAUUUCUUUUGGAUGGUAUGAAGCUAUCUUUGAGCAUUAUGCACAUUUAAAGGUGAAAGUUAUUUCUUCGAUGGGUGAACAAUCGUGCGGGAAAAGUUAUUUAUUAAAUCAUCUUCUCGGUUCGACUUUUGAUGGCUCUGCAAUGCGUUGCACCGAAGGAGUUUGGAUGUCACUUGUAAUAACCGACAAAAUUCUUUAUGUUGCGCUUGAUUUUGAAGGUCUUGCUAGCAUUGAAAGAACACCACAGGAAGAAACUUUUCUGCAGUUACUCAAUGCAGCACUCUCCAACCUUGUCUUAUUUAAAAGUCAGUUUGCCGUGAGUCGGGAUAUAUCUUCGAUGUUUCAACGAUUUCAAGAUAGUACCAAUUAUUUCAGAGAUGAUCCAGACAUAUUUCAGGCAAGGUUUUGCAUUAUAAUCAAGGAUGUAGCCAAAUCUGAUCACGAGGGUAUUGUUUCGGAAUUCUAUUCGAAGUUUUCGAAAAUAGUCGAUAAAGAGGAGGAAAAUAACUUUAUUACGAAGCUUUAUCGAAACAAGAUGAGCAUUAUUCCUUGGCCAGUUUUCAACGAAUCAUCCUUUUACACCACUUUCAAACAGUUAAAAAUGAAAUUAGACAACCAAGAUUCCCAAUAUAAAAAUGCGAAAAUAUUUGUAGAGAAAAUAAAGGUUUUAAUGACGAAACUAAAAGCUUGUGAUUGGGGAAGUGUUCAAGAAACAUUGAUUACAAUGCGAACACUGGAAUUGAGAAGGCUUAUGAGAAAUGCGAUAUCUCAGGGUUUUGAGCAAAAAGAAGAAGACCCAUUUUUAUCAUCAGAAAAUAUAACACAACCAGCUUAUAAUAUAAAGCAUUUAGUGGGUCGAGAUGAUGGGAAAUCGAUACUUGAUCCUGAAUCAUUCUUAUCAGAUAUUUUUAACGACAUUGACGGACCAAUUAAAUUAAUGCCUGAUGCUGGUCUUGUCUUGCUGAAAGAUGAUGUGAAUCUUGGCGAACUUUCAUUAGAAUUAAGAAAUUUCUUUGAAGAAAACAUUCAAGCUCGUGAACAAUCAUCCGAUUCUCGAUGGUUGGAUCGUUUAGAGACAUUUUACAAAUUUAUCAUCGACCGACGUGUUAAACGCGUUCAACAGUGGUUCGCUCAGAAUACUUCUCAAUUUCCGAAUGAUCACAAUGAAAUUGUCAUCGCGAAAUACGCUCUAGAACAAGAAAUUACUCAUCUCAAGCUAUUUUGGCAUUUCUGUCGUCUACGGUGUGAAAAUUGUGGACUCGUAUGUCUUAAAGCAAGCCGACAUAAUGAUAAUGAAGACGAUGCGACUCACGACUGUUUAACUGAUCAUGAAUGCUAUUCGGCCUGCCAAUUUCAAGAAACUCAUUUUGACAAAACUAUGCCAAAAUGUACAAAAUUUGCUGGACAUGAAGGAUGUCACGCUUGUUCGGCGAAACAUUCAUGCGAAGCACCGUGUAUCUAUAACGGAAAGAGAAAUUGUCAGUUAAAGUGCACAAAAGAUAUUGGCCACGAAACUAUGACAGGAAAUGAAGUCCAUUUGUGCGAAGCAACUCGUCAUUAUUGCGGUGCUCCAUGUUCAUUAAAGGCUGAUACUCGAAACGGAAAUUAUGAAUGUCGUAACACUUGCAUAAUUCCUUGUGAAGAAUUUCACCAAGUGCACAAAUGUGAGAAUGAAGUUUGUCCAAUCGAAUGCCCAAUAGCCACAUGUCGUCGGAGAUGCGAAAGUAGAAAACACUUCCAUGCAUUCGAGGAAAAUGUGGAGCAUUUUUGCGGUGAGGAGCAUCAGUGCCCUAACGAAUGCGAAGAAUUGGGAAUUUGUAAAAUUUUUACUGAACCAACCGCAAUUGUAAAGGAAGAAGCAGAAUAUGUGAAUCAAUUUGGAAGCUUUAUGUUUACUAAAUAUUCCCAAAAUGCCCAAAGACUUCCUUGUUGCAUCAAGAUACCUCCAUAUGAAUUCAAGCAUGAAGGGAAACAUGUACAUGUACACGAGAAAAUGCACAAAUGUGAUGCAACCUGUCCGGAAGAUUGGGGUGAACACGUUAAAAAACAUAAUAUUCACUUUUGCGAUGUUAAGUGUCCACAUUGCGCUUAUUAUUGUACAUUACCUUACGAUCAUAAUAGUGAACAUGACACUGUUCACGGAAAUAUGUACUUGACAACAUUCACGUGUGAAGAAGAAGAAUUCGAAUUUGAAGGACAUCGAUUGACUGUCGGUGAUAGAGGCGAUUUUGUGCUUUGUCAUAAACUUUGUGAAAAUAUAGGUCGUCAUCGUCAUAUAGAUUUUUGCAAAGAUCCGGCUGUUUGCAAAAAUCUCCCUGGUGGAAAAAAAGAAGGGUUAUUAGAGCACAUAGAGGCAAAUAUAAGUCCUGAUCCGGCUCGCAAGAAAGAUUAUAUUUCUCAUCGAGUUUUCUGGGAGAGAACUAAAUUUCGGGAUCCAUAUUUGUUGAGCAGUCGUGAAAAUUUCAAAGGAUGUGAUCAUGAAUGCGCCGACGAAAAACAUCAUAAAUCUAUUGAAACAGAUCCAAUAAAGUCAUUCUGUACUCGGGAACUAUUUCAUCCUGGAUUAGAUCCAAGUUCAAAUCCUCCAGAAAAUAUUGGAUAUAUUACAACAGACGGUCAUCAUUUCUCUUGCGAAAACCCGGCGACAGAUUUUCAUAUUGUAUUCGUUUUGGAUAGAAGUAGCUCUAUGUCUUCUGAAGACUGUAAACCUCUUCACCAAAGAUCAACAACAUCUCGUUUGCUUCGUAAUCAUCAAAAUCGAUUAGGCGCCGUCUACGAAGCAGUGCAUACUUUCUUUAGAACGCGUAAAAACUCUGGAAAAGCUACCCGCAUUGGAGCUGUAGAUCGCGAUAUAACUUCUCUGAUUCUGUUUAAUAGCGUAGCAACUGUUGUUUUUGAAAAUCAAAGCUUAUCUAAUAUAGAAGAGCUUUUAAACAAGAUGAUGAAAUUCACACCAACUGGAAAUACUUCUUACUAUGAAGGAUUAAAAAAAGCAUCUGAAAUCAUUGAAAAGUAUCACGAUCCGAAAAGAACCAACGUGAUUAUCUUUCUGUCUGAUGGUCUAUGUAAGACACCGGAAUCUGAACUACGAAAUCUUUGCCAAAGAGAGGUUAACAAAGGAACUCCGUUGUAUUUAUAUACAGUUCUGUUCAAUUCUUAUGCUGCUAAAAGUGAGGUUGACAAAGGAUAUUUCUAUAAUCUGCUCAAUUCUCAUAAUAAUUGGAACCAAUCACUUCAAGAAAUGGCGGCUAUUGCAACGGAAUAUCUUCCUCAAUCUACUGGCAGAGACGCCUUAAAAUGUAAAUAUACACUUGCAAUAGAUGAAAUCGAACUCACUAAGUAUUUUACCAAAGUAGCCGAAAGUUUGCGUAAACAUCAACCAAUACUCAUGAGGAAAUAA
Molecule: messenger RNA, 7095 nt
Organism: Ambispora gerdemannii
Lineage: Eukaryota; Fungi; Glomeromycota; Glomeromycetes; Archaeosporales; Ambisporaceae
Source: the annotation of a GenBank genome assembly